Pundamilia nyererei is the source of this 2907-nucleotide messenger RNA. It is a transcript of the gene tmem41aa, whose product is annotated as transmembrane protein 41aa. The transcript has 5 exons. Lineage: Eukaryota; Metazoa; Chordata; Actinopteri; Cichliformes; Cichlidae. The coding region runs from base 112 to 855 and encodes 247 amino acids. The record is from RefSeq and is a predicted model, not a curated record.
GACGUCACUGCGGCGGUUGGUUGCCGCUUCUUGCCGUUGCUUGCCGUUGCUAUUCUCGCUGACAGCAACCGGGACGUGAAGCUUUUUUCUGGCUAUCAAACUCAGGGGAACAUGCGUUCACUCGUAGGACUAAUUACGGUUGUCGCCGCAGCCAGCUUGUAUCUAUAUUCCCUGUCCUUGUACCUCCCCGCGGGACCAAGAAAGCGUUCUGUCCGGAGCGCCGAGGCUGGACAUGUGUCCGAGGAGCAACAGCAGCAGCCCGGCGACUCCUUAGACGAAGAAGAACCCAGCAGGUUAAAGUUCCCUUCAGACUUGGAGGAGCUCCGGGAACUCGCUGAACUCUUGCAGUUCUACAAGACAGAGCACACUGGAUAUGUCCUGCUCCUCUUCUGCAGUGCUUAUCUCUACAAGCAGUCCUUUGCUAUUCCUGGAUCCUCAUUCCUGAACAUUCUUGCGGGAGCUAUAUUUGGACCCUAUCAAGGACUGCUGCUUGCCUGUGUGCUCACAACUGCGGGCUCUACAAUGUGCUUCCUCCUCUCCCAAUUCUUUGGAAAACACUACAUUGUGAACCUCUUCCCAGAUAAAGUCUCCACGUUGCAGAGAAAGCCCAUCACCUUCUUUUUCUGCUCAGUCUUCAUUGGCCUCCUGCCAUACAACUUCAUCUGCGUCCAGACAGGCGUCAUGCUAUCUGAGGUGUCAUCGCUGGAUGACUUGUUCUCCUGGGAGCGGCUCCUGCAGCUGCUGGCCAUCGCCUGCAUGGCUCUGCUGCCUGGUGCCCUCAUCCGCCGCUUCAGUCAGAAGCGACUCAAACUUGGCAUCCAGUCACAGAAUGGACUCAAUAAGAAGGUCAAGUGAUCCAUCCUGGGACUGAGUUUGUUUGUUAACAUACUGAUGCCUUCUGCCCUCUAGAGCGAAUGAAACACACACACACACACACACACACACACACACACGUAAAGUGCUUUACUGUUGCAGAGCCACCUGGACAAAUCACAGUGGGAGUAUUUGAGGAGAAUUAUGUCGUACCAGAUAUUUCCGUGCCACAUGUUGGCACAGCAGUAAAUGUUUAUAGAUGUAGGAAUGUACAGUGGUGACACGAAGGGGAGGGGGGCAUUUUAAGGAAAUUUUGCUCUUGCACUCAUGUUCAGAAAGCAAGUGUUCAAAGUGCCUGUUGUGGAGUUUUGAACUCACACUUCUACCUCCAUGAGCACCAGAAAGAGAUGGUGUAAAUGUUUGUUGAUGGUUUUGUGGGGCUUUUAUGAUUUUUCUUUUUGGUUUAUACGAGUAUGUUAUGUUUUUUAUUGUUUUGACAAUCGCUUCUUGCAGUUUCAGUGUUAAUCUUUCUUUUUUGGGGGGGGGGGUCAUUUAGAGGCCAGAAUUUGACCUCUGGAAAAGAAGCGUGACCGGAUUAAAUGGCUUGUUAUAUGAGACGUGUUUAACGUGUUAUGGUGUUCUCUGGUAUUGUCUGAAAACCGAUGUGCAGUUAAUUUGGGUGACUGGAAGCUUUAAUCCUGCUAGAAAAAAAUUCUUCUUUGCAGUCUUUUUGUUGGUUUAGCAGUAAAAUGUCUUUCUUCUGAUUUGUAUAUUUUGUUUUAAUGUAUGGGUUUCAAAUUUAAUACUUGGUGAUCUUGUGCACGGUGCAAGAUGAAACAGAAUCACUGAGGAGAAGCUCCAGUGCACUCGGUGGAUGAAGGGAUUUUUUUUUUAAUGGUUUUACUUACAUUGGGCUUUUUUUCAGUGUGACUGACCUUUGGUGUGUCAGAUUGUAAGUGUUGAAAGCACCUUUAUUAGAGCGGUACAAAACCUUUGAAAUAAUAAAACGUGAAAAGUUUUCUUUCAAAUAUUCUUUAUUGCUCAGAUCCAGGUUGCUCAGCAAUACAGUUCACUCACAACUCAAAACAACAGCAUGGCUGUUACCAGAAAGGCACGGAUCCACGAGAUGUAGUAACAUUGGAUCAUAUGUCUGUCCAGUGCACAGUCACCAAUUACCUUGAGGUGUUUUUGGGACCUUUUGGCCUGUGGGAAAUGUAGGACGUGAGGGUUUGUGACCUACUGAGGAAACAAAAGGAAUCUCCCAAAUGGUGAAGAGCAGUUAAGAGUCGGAUCGAUGUAAAACCACAAAUUGAAGUAUAGUGCUAUAUGACGUGUAGUACAUACUGGAUCGCCUGCAAUAGUCUCAUGCAAGUCUUUGCAUUUUUCUCAGUUCACAAGUUAGGACGACAAAAAAACAAAACAAAACAAAAAAACCACUGCUGUGGUUCUGCACAUCUGACCAGACUUGAUCCUUCAUCACCUGAUCCAUACUUGUUUUUGUUAAUUUGGAUGGUGUUGAAUAUUCAGUCCCAUAGGCAGAACAACUUUUACCAGCACUUUUAUUUUCAGACCUGGUUACUCUGCCCACUCAUAUCUACUUUGCAUUUUCUUUUUCUUAUCCCCCCACCUCCCCCAUCCCAAUCUUAAAAUGUUUAAAAUCCUAGCUAGGACACAAUUUAACAGCAAGUAGUGAUCUAACAUGACUGGAUAUUAAAGAAUCCCAGCUACUGCUCCAGACUACAUUUAAUCAGUGUAACUGACAAGAAAACCAGAUCAACAGAAAACGAAAUAAAGCCUAAGUUAUUCAACCGCUGUGCGAUAUGACUAACAGCACUGUGCGUCCUUAGUGAUGCGAGUGUGUUUUUUCUGAUACUGAAAUUAAUGCCUAGCAACACCCUACUGAACCUAGAAACACCAAAAUCCUUGGAAGUAAAAAAGAAAGUUACUAUGAUGUUUGCAGGUUUUGCCUCAGAUUGUGGCUGAGGGGAAACCUGCUCUUCUAGUAAAGAGCCAAAAACACAAGAGAGGCGGAGGCCUGAGGAGUCCUCUGCAAUGCGAGAAAAGAACUUCAAAUCUGCUCUAGGAAAAAAAAAA